Ilyonectria robusta is the source of this 2255-nucleotide messenger RNA. RefSeq lists its product as uncharacterized. The transcript has 8 exons. Gene Ontology annotation, biological process: carbohydrate metabolic process. The record is from RefSeq and is a predicted model, not a curated record. NCBI's taxonomy places the organism in Eukaryota, Fungi, Ascomycota, Sordariomycetes, Hypocreales, Nectriaceae. The coding region runs from base 43 to 2133 and encodes 696 amino acids.
CAUCUUUUUAUCAUCCCCAAACCCUUAUAGCUGUGGCAUGUCAUGAAGUUCUUGAAGCCUGCGAUGGCCGUACUGGCUGCGUGGACGUUGCAGGCCAACACCGAGUCAACUUUCAGCCCGGCUCGACCGCCCGCCGCUCCCUUGGCCGUCCGGUCUCCGUAUCUCAAUGUGUGGCUCAACGGCAACACGGAUGGCACGCCCAGCGGAUAUCUACCAGGCUCGUCGCCGAAGUCGUGGAGCGAGGUGGCUCAAGGAUGGACGGGACUCAUCCGGGUCGACGGUAGCGAAUACAAUUGGAUGGGAAAUGAUACAGAUGCCGCUCGAGUAGAACAGAUCUCGUUGGAGUACACGUCGACCAAGACCAUCUUCACCAUGAAUGUCGACGACAAGAUCGAAAUGGUUGUUACCUUCUUAUCUCCAGUUUACUACGAUGAUCUGCGACGGCAAUCGGUCACAUCCUCAUACCUCAACGUAGCUAUUAAAUCUCUCGAUGACAACACUCACACAGUUCAGGUUUACUGUGAUGUGUCUGGAGAGUGGGCCUCUGGCGACACCAGCGCAGUCAUCAACUGGGAGACCGGUUCCAAAGAUGGCGUCCGCUAUCACAAAUUCUACAGGGAGAAGCAAGAAAUAUUUCAAGAAGUUAAUGAAAUUGCUUCUUGGGGUAAUUGGUAUUGGGCUACCGGCAACCAGAACGGCAUCACCUACCAGAUUGGCGAGGACUCGGUAGUGCGCAGUCAAUUCUCCAAUACGGGAAUGCUCAACGGGCAUGUUGACGAAGGGUUCCGAGCCAUUAGUGACAAAUGGCCGGUGUUUGGUCUCGCCCAUGACCUUGGCAGUGUCGGCAGCACUUCCAAGAGUGCUCUUUUCACCAUUGGCUACACACAAGAAGAUGCCAUUCAAUUCCAGGGUCAAGGAGAGGAUAUCCAAUCUGCGCAAUCGCUCUGGAAGGAGUACUUCGCCGAAGAUGAGCUUGUCGCCUUCUUCUACAAAGAUUACGACCAUGCGACCAAUUACUGCGAUGUCCUUGAUAACCGUGUCUCCAGGGAUUCUAAGGCUGCCGCAGGCCAGGAUUAUCUAACCAUCACUAGUUUAGCUGUGCGCCAGGUUUGGGGUGCCCUGCAGUACACUAACACUGAGCAACGGCCCCUCGUCUUCCUCAAGGAAAUCAGCUCCAACAGCGACAUUCAAACCGUCGAUGUUAUUUUUCCAGCUAUGCCAAUUUUCCUAUACUUUAACCCUGAAUUAAUUAAAUACACACUUGACCCUCUUCUCGAGAACGACAGAUACCACUAUCCCAACAAGUACGCACAGCAUGAUCUUGGGACCUUCCCCAUUGCCAGGGGAUAUCCUAAAGGAGAUGACGAAGCCAUGCCCUUGGAGGAGUGCGGUAACAUGAUCGCCAUGAUGCUUGCCUACUCGCAGUGGAAGGACGACGCGGACUAUCUGCGCGACAACUGGGAUCUGCUGUCGCAGUGGGCUGAGUUUUUAGUUGAAGAGGCAAAGAUUCCCGCUGACCAGCUUUCUACCGACGAUUUUGCCGGUCACCUCGUUAACCAGACAAACCUUGCCAUCAAGGGCAUCAUUGGUCUCGAGGCUAUGUCUAAAAUUGCUAAAAUGAGCGGCCACGAUCAUCAGGCUUCCAAUUACAGCAAUAUUGCCAAGAGCUACUACCAGUUUUGGUACGAGCACGGCAUCAACAAUGAUGCGGACCCCAAACAUAGCAUGCUUCAAUACGACAACCCCGACUCUCACGGCCUCUUGUAUAACAUCUACUUGGAUAAGUUGCUCGGCCUGGAUUUCAUUCCCCAAUUCGUCUACGAUAUGCAGAGCGACUUCUAUCUCACAGUUCAGAACAAGUACGGCGUCGUCCUCGACACGCGGGGCACCCUCACCAAACUCGAUUGGGAGCUCUUCGCCGCCGCCGUGGCCAAGACUGAAACCCAGAGCAUCUCAUCAAGAAGAUCGCCAAAUGGAUCAAUGAAACAACCACGUGGCGCGCCUUCACCGAUCUAUACGACACGGAAUCUGGAAGUUACCCGCGCGGCAUCCAAUUUGCAGCGCGACCUGUUCAAGGAGGCGUGUUUUCCCUGUUGGCACUCCAAAGCCGACCUAAGUCUGCCGACCGCGUGAAUGGGAUGGGCGCUGAGACACUGAUGGAUGCAGGGAGGAUUGACGGUGAACUAAGAUGAGGAAAAAAUGCUCAUGUCGAAUUCUUGAUAUACUGCUCAUACUAUAGUAAUGACAAUUUGUAC